UGCUUUUUUUUGUGUCAUAAUUUCCGUUUAGUCCGUCACCACCAACAAUCCUUUGAUUUUCCUUCUGUUUGUCAUUUACGGGUAAAUUUCUUAUACCAAGCGGCUGCAGCAUCCUUUUUCUUUUUGUCAUGGGAGCGAGUUGGGGGCGGCGGCGGAGUGCGGGGUGCGGGAGGCGCGCGGGGCGGGGGGUUCUUCUGUUUCAGUUUUCAAGCCUGGGGUUGCGGUUCUUCUUCUCUUCCUUCAUUCUUUUUUUCCUCGUUUCUUUUUGUUGUAAUAUACACCUUUUUUUUGUGUCCGAAGAUGGCGAUGGGCGUGGCGAUGGGGAACGGGUGGUUGUUGUGGUUUGUGUGCUUUUUUUUAUUCUUCCUUCCUUCCCGUUUUUCGUGUACGAAUCAUGCUCAGCUCUACUUAGGUAUGCCUACUGUCUAUAGAGGGGGGAAAUGGUUGGUUUGAUCUAGGUAUCAAAUGUCGUCGCAUUGACUGAGUGAUGAACGAUGCUUGAUGCUUGAUCCCGCUCAAUGCUAUGGUUAUGGCUAUGGCAAGUAUGCAAAUACAAAGAGAAGCCAG
Messenger RNA from Tricharina praecox, 567 nucleotides. RefSeq lists its product as uncharacterized. The transcript has a single exon. The record is from RefSeq and is a predicted model, not a curated record. The coding region runs from base 129 to 431 and encodes 100 amino acids. Lineage: Eukaryota; Fungi; Ascomycota; Pezizomycetes; Pezizales; Pyronemataceae.